This is a messenger RNA of Silurus meridionalis, 547 nucleotides long. Its product is annotated as C-C motif chemokine 3-like. The transcript has 3 exons. NCBI's taxonomy places the organism in Eukaryota, Metazoa, Chordata, Actinopteri, Siluriformes, Siluridae. Gene Ontology annotation, cellular component: extracellular region. Bases 107 to 376 code for a protein of 89 amino acids. The record is from RefSeq and is a predicted model, not a curated record. Gene Ontology annotation, molecular function: CCR chemokine receptor binding; chemokine activity. Gene Ontology annotation, biological process: positive regulation of ERK1 and ERK2 cascade; chemokine-mediated signaling pathway; positive regulation of GTPase activity.
UCUCCUUCCUCCUCUGAUAAGCUUAUAACCUCAGGGUGGAGAUCGUAUCCAUGUUAUAAUUCUAAAAUUUUUUAUUUAUUCAUUGUCUCCAUCAUCAUCAGCAGCCAUGUUCUGUCGUUCUGUCCUACUGGUUCUCCUGGGGCUCUCCUGCCUUCAGUCCUUCACCACGGCACAGAAUGCAAAUGGAGCAGGAUUGUGCUGUUUCGAGUUUCACAAAAGACCGAUCCCUUCAGCGAACAUCGCGGCUGUACAAGAUACGAGAUUCGACUGCACACUUCCUGGAGUCAUUCUUAAAACAAAAAAAGGACGUCGGAUUUGUGCGGACCCUGAGGUGGACUGGGUGAAGGAGCUCAUGAAAAGUAAACCUUCAGCAUAGACUCAGACAACAUAUUUAAAACGUCUCAGAAUUGAUUUAGAUUAAGAUGUUUUUAUUUUAAGCAAAUUAAAGGACAAAAAUUUUUUAAAUAAAUCAAUAAAUCAAACUUUCUGCUGUAACUGCACUAAUUUUUUAUAUAUUCUACGCAUUAAAGCACAUUUCUAACUCAUG